GAAAUAGAAUUUGAGUCAAAUACAAACACCUUUGCGUCAUCAUAAAAAAAGUCUCAAAUCGUGGGCAGGGCGAUUUGGCCUUUGUCAAAUCGUCAGCCUUCGUUCUCUUUCGCUCCCCGACACAAUCUGUUGGUUUAGUUGAACAACUGUUCGAUUCCUCAAUUAAAAAAGUUUCUGGGUAUUGUCUUUUCCUUUGAAGAAUCUUGAAAAAAGUUCCAGAUCUAUUAUAUACAUAUACACAUUGGAAUCGCACUGUUGCAAUUACAAAAUUCUAGGGUUUUGAAUUUGGGUUCUCUUUCUGGGCUUCUAUCGUUGAGCUGGAUAGUUAUUCUGUUGAAAAUGGAGAUUUGUAACGGCGGGAUCCAAAAUGGCUGCCUUUUGGCUUCCUCUCCCAAGCGUGAGAAGCUCAUUAUCGACACAGACCCAGGGAUCGAUGAUAGCAUGGCGAUUUUGAUGGCUUUUCAAACACCGGUGCUCGAGGUGUUAGGGCUCACCACCAUAUUUGGUAAUGUUUCAACACAAGAUGCCACUCGUAAUGCCUUACUCCUGUGUGAGAUUGCAGGUUUUCCUGAGGUUCCUGUUGCAGAAGGAAGUUCUGGACCCUUAAAGGGUGGAAUUCCCCGUGUUGCGGACUUUGUGCACGGUUCAAACGGACUAGGAAACAUAUCUCUUCCUCUUCCGAGUGCAAAGAAAUGUGAGAAAAGCGCAUCCGAGUUUCUAGUUGAGAAGGUUUCUGAAUAUCCCGGUGAGGUUACCGUUCUUGCCCUCGGACCAUUGACCAACUUAGCUUUGGCCAUCAAACGAGAUGGUUCCUUUGCGAGCAAAGUGAAGAAAAUUGUCAUUCUCGGUGGAGCCUUCUUUGCUUUGGGGAACGUUAAUCCUGCAGCCGAGGCAAAUAUAUAUGGUGACCCGGAAGCAGCGGAUAUCGUGUUCACCUCAGGGGCGGAUAUCACUGUUGUUGGGAUAAACAUCACUACACAAGUCAAACUAACAGAUGAUGAUCUUCUGAAACUGAGACACUCGAAGGGGAAACACGCCCAGUUAUUAAGCGACAUGUGUAAAUUCUACCGAGACUGGCAUGUUAAAUCCGAUGGUAUCUAUGGAAUAUUCCUCCAUGACCCAGUAAGCUUUGUGGCAGUGGUAAGGCCGGAUCUCUUCACGUACAAGAAAGGCGUUGUUCGGGUGGAGACGCAGGGAAUUUGCGUCGGCCAUACCCUCAUGGAUCAAGGCCUCAAGAACUGGGUCGGAACAAACCCGUGGACCGGUUAUUCCCCGAUAUCGGUCGCUUGGACGGUGAAUGUGGAUGAAAUAUUGAAAUACAUCAAAGAAGUUCUGAUGAAGGCAUGAAGAGGAUGAAUGGAGGAUGAAGAAUUUCGGGCUUUAUUCCUUUUGUCACAUGAGAAUGUGAAGAUGAAAAUUACGCGAAAUCAUUCGAUCGAUCAUUUUAUCUUUCUCCGGUUAUCUCCGGUUGUCCACGGGAAGAUAAACGGCUUGGAGUUGGAACUGUACAAAAUGUUUAUUUGGAAAAGAAAAAUGAAAAACUAUGGCUUUUAUUAUGUUUA
This is a messenger RNA of Tarenaya hassleriana, 1562 nucleotides long. Its product is annotated as uridine nucleosidase 1. Gene Ontology annotation, cellular component: cytosol. Gene Ontology annotation, molecular function: purine nucleosidase activity. The coding region runs from base 340 to 1347 and encodes 335 amino acids. Lineage: Eukaryota; Viridiplantae; Streptophyta; Magnoliopsida; Brassicales; Cleomaceae. The transcript is spliced from 9 exons. Gene Ontology annotation, biological process: purine nucleoside catabolic process. The record is from RefSeq and is a predicted model, not a curated record.